This is a messenger RNA of Closterium sp. Naga37s-1, 1863 nucleotides long. The record is from the annotation of a GenBank genome assembly. NCBI's taxonomy places the organism in Eukaryota, Viridiplantae, Streptophyta, Zygnematophyceae, Desmidiales, Closteriaceae.
AUGCAGCGUUUGCUGGUGUAUGAGUUCAUGGAGUAUGGCAGCCUCGAGAGAUACCUCUUCUCACGCACCCGGGACCCGUUGCCAUGGGACAUCCGCAUGAAGGUUGCGCUGCAUACUGCUCGCGGCCUUGCAUUCCUGCAUGAGGAGACGGAGCCGCAGGUCAUCUACCGGGACUUCAAAACAUCCAACAUCCUUGUUGACAGGGAGUUCAAUGCGAAGCUGUCUGAUUUUGGGUUGGCCAGAGAUGGGCCCCAGGGAGGCAACACACAUGUGUCCACACGAGUCAUGGGCACCUUCGGUUAUGCCGCUCCUGAAUAUGUACUCACCGGCCACCUGACAGCCAAGUCGGACAUCUACAGCUUCGGCGUGGUGCUGCUGGAGAUCAUCGCCGGGCGCAAAGCCAUGGAGCAGCAGCUGGUGAGGACAGAGCAGAACAUCAUUGACUGGGCGCGGCCCUACUUCCUCGACCGCUCCCAACUGCCGCGCCUCCUGGACAAGCGCAUCGUGGCUGCCGCCCAGGCCAAGCAGCAGCCCAUGCCGCUGGCUAAAGCAGUGGCAAAGGCAGCGGUGAUUGCGCAGUGCUGCGUGAAGGUGGAGCCCAAGGAGAGGCCCGCCAUGUCUGAUGUGUCCAUCGGCGAGCUGGCAGUCGCGGGAGCGGCAGCGGGCGCAGCAGCAGGCGCGGCUGCAGGCGCGGUGGAGUUGGCGUGCUCGUGCACGACAGUGCGCGGACCCAUGAUGGCAUCCACCGCUCUGUUGGCAAUGGCGGAUCCUGUUCCGAACGCCAUGCCCUCUCCCACCGUCUGCAUCAACCCACCCAGCAUGCUUCCCCCUCCUGAGGCCGCUGCUGGCUGGGCUGGGGGAGGCGCUGGUUGCACUGCUGCGCAACCGAUGGGGAGGAGAGAACACGAGAAUGCGAGGUGUCAAGAGAAGAGGCGAGAGCCUGUAUCGGUAACCCUGCAGAGGGACGUGCAGCGAGUUUGGAUGAACCUGCGGUGUGUGCUUGUACCGAGCGAACGGAGCUCCCUCAGAGACUGGGACCUGUGGGGGCCGUUCUUCUUCAUAAUCACCCUCGCGCUGCUGCUCUCCUCGUCCGCCACGCACAACAAGGCGCAUGUGUUUGCAGUGGUGUUUGGAACAGUAUCUACAGGAGCCGUUGUCCUCACUCUCAACGUGCAGCUGCUGGCAUGCCGCUCGGCAUCUCACUGCACCCCGCAGGCUGCCCCAUGCAUAGGCAUGCCCCUCUGUAUCUCACUGCACCCCUCAUGGACCCCCCAUCACGUCCUUUCAUGUGCCUCACAUCACUCCCUCACACCACAGGGCGGCCGCAUCAUAUUCUUCCGGAGCCUCUCCCUCCUCGGCUACUGCCCCCCACACACAUAUGCCCCUUUGCAUCUCACUGCACCCCUCAUGUCGCCCUGCGUAUCUCUCUCUCAUGCACCCCUCUCCCUCACACCACAGGACGGCUGCAUCAUAUUCUUCCAGAGCCUCUCCUUGCUCAGCUGCUGCCCCUCACACAUACCAUAUGCCCAUUCGCAUCUCACUGCACCCCUCAUGUCGCCCUGCGUAUCUCUCUCUCAUGCACCCCUCUCCCACACACCACAGGGCGGGCGCAUCAUAUUCUUCCAGAGCCUCUCUCUGCUCGGCUACUGCCUCGUGCCGCUCGACCUUGCCGCCCUCCUCUGCCUCCUCACCACUGCCAAGCUCGUCCGCAUGGCGCUCGUUUUAGUCACUUUCGCUUGGAGUUCCUCAGCUGCUUACCCCUUCGUGGCCAAGGCAGUUCCGGAGACGCGCAGGGUGCUGGCAGUGUACCCUGUGUUCCUGCUCUACACCGCUAUUGGCUUCCUUGUGCUCGCUAAUGACUAG